Molecule: messenger RNA, 1528 nt
Organism: Anneissia japonica
Lineage: Eukaryota; Metazoa; Echinodermata; Crinoidea; Comatulida; Comatulidae
Exons: 2
Coding region: 432-1517 (361 amino acids)
Source: RefSeq, a predicted model, not a curated record
GAAGAAAACAUGGCUGGCUGUGCGGUCGCGGGCACAGAGUGGUUGUUAGGUAUUCCAGACAAUAUCUGUUUUACGUUUCUGCCGAAUCAUAAAAAUGUAUCAGAAAGUGUCUUAAAAAGAGGUCUAAAUUACUAUUUGCAAGUAUACAUUCAUAUAAUUAAAAUAAUGACACUAAAACUAAGUUGAUGGAAAUUACUGGCGAUUGAUGCGGUGUAGCGCUUGUUGCUAUUCGGAUGUCGUUAAGUACGCACUGGUGUUCACGCUGAUGAACUUCUAUAAUCGUCAUCGGCGUGUAGCGUAGAACACUAGUGCGUACUAACUUCAAAUACCGCUUAUAUUGGCACUUCGAUAGUCGACGUACACUAAGAUAGACCAGUUAUAUAUUUCUCGUUCCUAAGUGUCCGUAGGACCAGUUUGUCAUCUACCACGAAAUGUCUUCAGAUAAAAAUGAGGCGAAUUGCAGCCUUAUGGAAGUGGAAGAGGCGAGUGACGCCGCCAACCAACUUCAACCUGGUACGACGUUUACGUUUAUCCGGAAGGCACGGAUACUUUCAACAGGCGAAUUUCCAGCCCAACGCCAACUGGGAUUUAAAACAAACCAGCCUAUUCGCCUACGACUUACGGGUUUGCCAUCACCGCUGCCCACCGAGAUGAGGUUCUAUGUGGCGGAUAGAAUCCCAAAGAAUAAGCCAAUGAACGGAACUGUGGUCAUGGGACCAGAUUUGGAUGGCGUGUACGCCUGUUCCGUUAAGUAUCGAAAUCGAGAUGGACUUGAAAAACUGCUGGAGGUGGAAGCCGCGAAACAAGUUGUAGAUUCGUCUCCGUUUGCCAGUAGCGAUGUGAGAGUCUCGGGGAAGGGGCGUUCCGUCCAGAUUUCAUCCGAUAAGGAAGGGCGUUCCGCCCGUACUUCAUCCGCUAAGGAAGGGCAUUCUGCCCGUUCUAGUUGCAGCACACCUUGGGUGAAGGGACGUUCGAGUAGAUAUUCGGCAUCUUAUUCGGCGAAGAAUACAAUUCAGCGCCAGAAACAUUCAAGGCGUCCAUUCUUGUGCCCGGUAUCUGGUUGUGGCCUGGUGCAUGAUAACCCAAAGAAUCAUUUGGGGAGUCAUGUACCUAGGUUCAUGACUGAGGCAUCGGGGGACAUCUCUCCGGCGACGUCUGCUAAGCGGCAGGAGUACCUCGCUAAGUUGUGCUUUUUAGCUACACAGGACAAUGAUCUUACUGUGGCUAUGAAUAUGAUCAAUGAAGCGAGGUACAUUCAGCCUGGGUAUUCGAUCACCCAAAAACUUCGAUCCAUCAUGGAGGGGGUAGUUCAGGUUACCCAUGCUAGAAUGCCGGAAAACCCCAUCAAGAUGGUACCAAUCACCUCGCCGUUGGUGUUGUUACAUACACGGUGUUUACUGUUCUUGGUUAGUAAAACAAAGCGUGACCAGAUGACUGCUCUUAAUGAUGAGUAUAAGGAGGUUGAAGUGGGCCUACAAGUGGCGGAACAAGCUUGUAAUGAGUUACCUAUAGUAUAAAUCUCUUAACU